CCGGGGAGACCCCGGCACGGGGCGGUGGCUGCAGCCGCCCGGCUUCGGCUCCCCCCGCCGGGGCUCGGCUGCGCUCGGUUCGUCAGCUCCGCCCGGCUCCGGCCCGUCACUGCGGCGGAAUCGCAGAGGCGCCGCCAUCCCGGGGCAGAUGCAGGCGAUCAAGUGUGUGGUGGUGGGAGACGGGGCUGUGGGGAAGACCUGCCUGCUGAUCAGUUACACCACUAAUGCCUUCCCUGGAGAGUAUAUCCCCACUGUGUUUGAUAAUUACUCUGCCAACGUCAUGGUGGAUGGGAAGCCAGUGAACCUGGGUCUCUGGGAUACAGCAGGGCAAGAGGAUUAUGACCGACUGCGGCCCCUCUCCUACCCUCAGACAGAUGUCUUCUUGAUCUGCUUCUCCCUGGUCAGUCCGGCCUCAUUUGAGAAUGUCCGAGCCAAGUGGUACCCGGAGGUCCGGCACCACUGCCCUAAUACUCCCAUUAUCCUGGUGGGCACCAAGCUGGACUUGAGGGAUGACAAGGACACCAUUGAAAGGCUGCGUGAUAAGAAACUGGCCCCCAUCACCUAUCCCCAGGGCCUGGCCAUGGCACGGGAGAUUGGGUCAGUGAAGUAUCUCGAGUGCUCAGCCCUGACACAGCGGGGUUUGAAGACAGUGUUUGACGAAGCUAUCCGUGCUGUGUUGUGCCCCCCACCUGUGAAGAAGCCUGGCAAGAAGUGCACUGUGUUCUGAGGAUGUUGGCAAGGUGCUGACUCAGCAUGUCCUUGUCAUCCUCCUCCAACAGAUUGAGUGUUCGCUGGGUUCUUCUGGAGGGGGCUGUGAUGUGUGGGGCCCUUCAUCAUGUAUGAAGUCAGUGUUUUUUAAAUGUCUCUUUGAUUUAACGUCAGUGUUGAUGUGAAGGGGCAGUGGGGGCGGGAGGUUAGGUGGAUGCUGUGCAGCCCCUCGGGGAGGAGCAGGGUAGCUCCCUGAGACAGUGAGGUGCAGUUCUCCUUAACUUCAAGUUGAAGAGGCCAAGACACCCAUUCUGUGAUGGAACACCUCUGCUUGCAAUGCACAGGGGGAGAAUCCCUAAGAGGGUGGGUAGGGACCAUUGUGUGAUAGUCUGUGAAUGACAAGACCAGCUGGAAGGGUAGUGGGGCCUCCUCACCCCAGCAUAUUGCUGGUGA
Mauremys reevesii (Reeves's turtle) is the source of this 1161-nucleotide messenger RNA. It is a transcript of the gene RAC3, whose product is annotated as Rac family small GTPase 3. NCBI's taxonomy places the organism in Eukaryota, Metazoa, Chordata, Testudines, Geoemydidae. Gene Ontology annotation, biological process: motor neuron axon guidance; cortical cytoskeleton organization; actin filament organization. The record is from RefSeq and is a predicted model, not a curated record. The transcript is spliced from 6 exons. Gene Ontology annotation, molecular function: protein kinase binding; GTP binding; GTPase activity. The coding region runs from base 149 to 727 and encodes 192 amino acids. Gene Ontology annotation, cellular component: plasma membrane; cell projection; cytoskeleton.